AUGGCAACGAAGGUACCCAUUGCUCAACCGGAUUUUUCCUCUACCCUAGAUGCUGAUGAACUUUUUGUGAGAAACAGCAUAUCAGAAUUACGCGACAUGGAAAAGAAUAUAAGGAUCGAUAUUGAGAACAAAAAACAAGAACUAAGACUAAUGGUUGGUGAACGAUAUCGUGAUCUAAUAGACGCUGCUGAUAGUAUAGUCAACAUGCGUCAUUCCGCUUUAUCAAUUCAAGAAGAGCUAUAUAAAAUGCAAGAUUCUUGUAAUGUUUACUCGUUAAAACAAACUGUUAGUGCGCAAAUUGAUGAAGAUAAAAAAGGCACAAAAGCAAUCUCGAAUCAUAAUAUAGAUGAUAGGAAAUAUCACUUGUAUUCUUCGGCUGCGCAGAUCAAGUUAUUGGUGGAUGUGCCAGAACAGAUUUGGCGCUCACUAGAGAAUCACAAAUAUUUGAACGCUAGUCGUUUAUAUUUGAUUGCAAAACUUGUAUAUAAAAAUCUUCAACUACACAAUGAUGAUGCUCCUUUUAGUGUUUCAAUCACAUUUCCGGUAGUGCAACGGCAAUGGGAUGCUGUCAGUCACUUUAAGACACAAAUACUGCAGAAAUCAACACAAUAUCUAAAAGUGGUAGAACAAUCUGAACAGAGCCUUGCAGAAACAUUGAGCGCUAUUAUGCUUUUAGAUGAUGUAACCAUGAAAGAUGUAUUUAGAAUAUUUCUCGAAAUGAGAAAAUCUUCUUUACUGCAGAUUCUGAACAAGUCAGAAAAGGAUUCACUAUCUCUUUUAGAACGUUUAAGAGACAUGAUUCGAAUUGUUCGUGCUACAAUCUUUCAAAUUGGAUUGGUAUUCAUGCGAACUGGAAAUGAAAAAUCAUUAUUUGAAUCUUAUCUUCAUCAGUUACAACAAGGAUUUACCAUUCAAGAGGAUAAUAUUCAAUCGGCAGUGACUGUAAUGUCUCCGCGCGAGUCAAAGUCAUCCUUGACUCGUCUUUAUUCGCCCUCAACAAAUAUUCAUCUACUUAUUCGAUAUCUUCCUGAAUCGAUUCAAACAUUUACUCCAUUCCUUCACACUACUGGCACGCGAGGUCAAUUUCCUCAAGAAGAUAUCAGAAUGCAUACGAAUCAUUGGGUCGAUCUGGUUGUUGAAGAAUUCCGAGGGAAAUUGGGAUCUCUACUUGCUAAUUUUACUUCUGUGACAGAUUUAUAUGAGUUACGUAAAGCUGUAUGGGAAAUGUUGAAAGAGGAUGAACUUAGCAAUAUUGGAGGCUUAAUUUCACAAGAACCGAAAGGCGAGAGGAUUCAUCGAACUAGUUUAGGGUUUAUCUUGACAUUACAAAAAACAAACUGGUCUUGGUGUUUUGUGUGUAAUAUUGUCCUUAAUAAAACAUUCUCGAUAUGGAAUGAUGUGCUGCGGGAGGGAUUUAAUCAACGAUUUGAAGAUAUAAUUCUGUCUUCUUUGGCUUUAUUAUCAAGUCAACCUGAAAAUAUAUCCAAAAAUUAUUUGCCUCGAAUUCAAAUUACCACAAAUGAAGAAAGACAUCUUGGCAAAUUUAUAUGGGAACAAUCAAACAUUAUACUCUCUGAUACAAGCAAAUUAAUUGGUGAUGGUUCCACUUUGAAGACUCGCAUACAGAGCUUAGUCUAUUCUCAGACAUCAUGUGUUCACGAUGCAAAAGAAUCUUUUGACAAGAUAUUAAAAGACAUGCUUCUUGAUUUGCAAUCAACAUUCUCACUGACUGGAUUCACAACUAAGGAUGGGAAUGAUGAUUUAUUUAAUGCCAUUAGCGAUACCGAAAAACUUUUUGUUUUCUUUCAGGACGCAUUAAUAAGAUCUGUGGAAUCAUAUCGAGAUAAAUUGAAUGACUUGCUCAAUGAGAAUAUUGAAAUUCUCGGAAAAGAUCAAAAGGUGGACGAAGAGGAAGCAAUCAAUUGUUUAUCUAGACGGUUAUUGAUUGGUCGAAUUGCACAAGCGAUCGCUUGCGAUUCCGUAUAUUUAGCUUCUGCAUUUAAUGCACGUGCAAUUAAUGGAGAAGACAAACAUUUUCGAAGGUCGUCAGGUCCUGAUUCGAGAAUCUUAUCUCUAAGUCGAAUGCUCCUUGAGGUUUAUACAAAUGCACAUUAUCUUUGGAUUGGAUGGGUUGUGCGUAAGGCACAGAAAACUAUUCAAAUAUUUCUGAAUAGUUCACCGUGGAAAGAAGCAAAUAUGCAGACCUUGGUUUGGGAAGUUGUGCAAGAUAAAUCCAAUGGGGAAGUAGAGGAAAGCGAGAAAUUACGAUUACCGUCACAGCCAUCAAGUAUUCUUAUGAAUUGUUUGUUUAACGUUUGUCAGGAAAUAAAUCGUAUAGGAAGUCCUACUCUAAAUAAGACUAUAAUCAGAAACUUAUUAAAAAGUCUGUCCAAAGCAAUCUUUGCGCUUUACGAAUCAUUCAUCAAUAAUCCAGAGCAAUUCAAAAACGUAUCCGAAAAAGGAGCAAUUCAAAUGCUAUAUGACGUGAAAUUCCUAAAUAAAGUUUUCGAAGGCUGUUGGUCAUUUCACCUGAAUAUUAAUCACGGUAAUCAAAAUCUUUUCAUAUGGGAUGAUGCGACCAAUCCUAGAGGACUACCCGAGAUUGUUGAAAAAAUAUCUAACGAUAUUAAACUAAAGAUCGACCCGAUAGAUUUAGCAGUUUUCGAACCAUAUAUAAACAAAAACGUAGAACGCCACUAUACUCGCAGCGCAAUCUUACUUGGAUUAUUACUUCAAUUGAAUCCUAAAAUUUCGGAUACACGACGUAAAGGUUUAGGAAUUCAAGAUUACCAUAAUGUUUUGCCAGUUGUACCACAAGCAGCUCGCUUCACAUUAUUACCAUUAAGCCAAGGGUGUGGGACUAUGGGUGUAGCUAUUCUUUCCGGAAUUCUAGAUAGUAUAGGAGACACGGCUACAGUUGAAACCUCUUUGUCCUCAGAUACAACUAAUCAAACUGCUUUCUUUGCACCACGAAAAUUCUUUGCUUGUGUCUCACAUGAAGAAUCUGCACAACGUCUUGCACGAGUUUUCACCGAUGAAAAGGUAACCAUAUUAACGCGCAAAAACGUGACGGGUGUUAAAGAGUCACAAGUUAUAUUGUUGUGUUCAAAACCUCAAGUAGCUAAAACAAUCCUAACAGAAGAAGGAAUGUUUGAAGCAUUAGAGAAUAAAGUACUGAUUAGUAUAUUGGCAGGCGUACAGAUUGAUCAAAUUAAGCAGUGGGUACCUGCAUCCACGAAAAUCAUACGUGCAAUGCCAAAUACAUGUUGUCGA
This is a messenger RNA of Ambispora leptoticha, 3273 nucleotides long. NCBI's taxonomy places the organism in Eukaryota, Fungi, Glomeromycota, Glomeromycetes, Archaeosporales, Ambisporaceae. The record is from the annotation of a GenBank genome assembly.